AUGUCCAGCAGUUUCGCGCGCUACGCCCGAGCGCCCAUCGAGCAAGAGGUCGAGGAAGAGUUGGGCUCUUGGAAACAAGAGACGCGGCAUUUCCUGCUCCAGGACGUGACCUCGUCGAUCACUUUCGCAGCGCGUGAACUCGAGCGGAUCGAUUUUAUGUGGGGCCGCAUCCGCUCUGACCGUGACGUGACUUCUACUGCGAUUGACGCUGUUGUGCGCGUAGAGGGCCAUCUCGUGGUGUUUGCGAAAGUGAUACCCAAGUUGACCAAAGCCCAGCGGAACGCUCCGAGCAGUAGCACACUGCAGCAUUAUUGCGUGUUGGACCAGAUCCUCGAAUUCCACGGUAUCGUACAGAGCCAAGCGAGGAACCUCGUGGCGCUUGAGAAGUUUAUGCGCGCGCAACGUUGUGACGUCAUGGACGACCAGUGCAGCAACGAGAACGUCGAGGUUUAUGUGGAGAUCGUGCAGCAGACGUACCAGAGUCUUGGUCGUAUCUGCCAGGAGCUGCGCAACGCUGCUAACGUCCUGCGGCUGCCCAGCCGUCGUCGAUUCCCGUACUGCUCCCACGUUGACCACACCUUCCAGCCGGCGCUUCCGUCUGAAGUCAUUGUUGACUUUUCGAUACAUCGAGGCGAAUUGCUGGUCGAAGCUUUUAGCCUCGUGGCUACUCAGAAAGCGAUCACGAAUAUACCCGAGGGCUGUGCGUCGAGGAGAGAGUUUGUCGGCUGCGUAUGCACUUUCCGAGGACAAAAAGUCGAAAUUGUUGAGUACACUCGAGUGUCCGUGCCAAUUCCGCCGCUAGAAGAGAUGCUGGUUCACCUCGACGAGCAAAUUAUGUGGCUCGGUCAUGUUCGAGAUAAUGCGAAAGCAUUGCUUGAUUGUCAAGACAUGUAUCAUGAUAAGUACUAG
Molecule: messenger RNA, 909 nt
Organism: Hyaloperonospora brassicae
Lineage: Eukaryota; Oomycota; Peronosporomycetes; Peronosporales; Peronosporaceae
Source: the annotation of a GenBank genome assembly